Molecule: messenger RNA, 537 nt
Organism: Telopea speciosissima
Lineage: Eukaryota; Viridiplantae; Streptophyta; Magnoliopsida; Proteales; Proteaceae
Product: pathogenesis-related protein 1B-like
Exons: 1
Coding region: 6-500 (164 amino acids)
Cellular component (GO): extracellular region
Source: RefSeq, a predicted model, not a curated record
GAAAGAUGGGAUCAUAUAAGCUUGAGUUUUUAGCUCUUCUUUGUCUCAUUGGCUUAUUACCCAGCUUCUUUCAUGUCUCCCAAGCCCAAAACUCUCAAGAUGACUACGUAUCAGCCCACAAUGCCGCCCGUUCAGAGGUUGGUGUUGGAUCAAUGACAUGGGACGACACAGUAGCUGCUUAUGCUCAAAACUACGCCAACCAGAGAGCCGGAGAUUGCAAUCUCGUGCACUACGGCGGACAGUACGGUGAGAACAUUGCUUGGAGUUCCGGUGAUAUGUCAGCCACAGACGCUGUCAAGCUGUGGGUGGACGAAAAAGCGCACUAUGAUUACAAUUCCAAUUCUUGUGUCGAGGGACAACAGUGCGGUCACUAUACCCAGGUGGUUUGGAAGAACUCGGUUAGGCUUGGUUGUGGUAGAGUUACGUGCAACAGUGGAGGGACCUUCAUCACUUGCAACUAUGAUCCUCCAGGCAACUAUGUAGGGCAACGUCCUUAUUGAUAAGGAGUUUAAUUUCCUGUUUGUUAUUCAGGAAAUC